Eutrema salsugineum is the source of this 1153-nucleotide messenger RNA. RefSeq names its product binding partner of ACD11 1. The transcript is spliced from 5 exons. The record is from RefSeq and is a predicted model, not a curated record. Gene Ontology annotation, molecular function: RNA binding. Lineage: Eukaryota; Viridiplantae; Streptophyta; Magnoliopsida; Brassicales; Brassicaceae. The coding region runs from base 165 to 917 and encodes 250 amino acids.
AAAUUGUGAACAUUUUCUCUCUCCUCUCUCUCUCUCUCUCUCUAUCUAUCUGUUCACACUAAUUCUGUGUUCUUUCAUCUCCGUCUCUAUCUCUUGUGACUUUCCUGAGGUAUCUAUCAAUCCAUACCAUAAUCAAAAAACGGGCAUCUGGGUUUGUGUAAGAAAUGUAUCCCUGUGGUUACGUUGCUGAAGUCACGAACUUGUCUCCUCAAGCCACUGAGAAAGAUGUUCAUAGCUUCUUCUCUCACUGUGGAAUCGUCGAGCUCGUCGAGAUCACUGGGUCCGAAGGUGAUGCUUUAACGGCCUAUGUGACCUUCAGAGAUGCCUAUGCUUUGGAUAUGGCCUUGUUGCUUACCGGAUCAACGAUCGUUGAUCAAACCGUUUGGAUAUCUAUGUACGGUGUCUAUUUACACGAAUCCAACAAUCUCACACAAGAAGAAGAUUCGUAUAGUGUAACGGUGACUCAGACGAACGCAUUUGCUUCAUCGCCUGGAGAAGCAGUAACCAUAGCUCAACAAGUCGUCAAGACAAUGAUCGCGAAAGGCUACGUUCUAAGCAAAGACGCGAUCGGUAGAGCCAAAGUUUUGGAUGAGUCACAGAGAUUCUCAAGCUUGGUAGCGACCAAAUUGGCAGAGAUGAGCCACUACAUUGGCCUCACACAGAACAUUCAGUCGAGCAUGGAAGCCGUGAGAUCAGCUGACGACAAGUAUCAUUUCACGGAUUUCACAAAGUCAGCGGUUCUUGUCACCGGAACGGCUGCUGUGGCCGCCGCAACCAUUACAGGGAAAGUGGCUGCUGCUGCAGCGACCAGUGUGGUCAACAGUCGAUACUUUGCUAAUGGAGCUUUAUGGUUCUCAGAUGCUUUGGGCCGGGCUGCUAAAGCUGCGGCCCAUAUGGGUGGUGGAGGAAGCCAUUAAUUUUUAAAAUCGUCUUUGGGCUUCGUUUGGAUACACAGUUACAUGUCUAUAUAUAUAUGUGUGAAUGUGGUUUUAAGCCAUGCAUAACUGGAAAAAGAUCACUGACAGGAUAUUUUCUAUAUGUAUUAUGUAUUUUCUUUUGUUAGAUUAUAGAGGUUAUACAUGGAAUGUAAUAUCUAUGAAUAAUAUAAAUAAGCCUAAAACUUAAUUUAUGAAAGAAUGAUGGGUCCUAGAAA